AUAAGAAGGGGGUGUGUUUCUUGCCAAACCCAUCACCCAAGAGCCAACGGCACACACGACACACGGCACCCUUGACACUUGUAGCUUACUACGAGUAUUGUCACUGCAAACUGAAGUCAGUUGAAUAGAUUUGACUUGCCUUUUUUCCUAUGAAAAUGUUGUGUAAAGUUAUUUUGCUUUUGGUAGUUGCUGCAAGUGUGCAGGCUUCCAAUAAAUACUCAAAGGAAGCAAACGAGGAUGAUGAUACGUUUACGGCUGGUAUGGAAUAUGAUCCAAGUCCUUUUAGAAUGCAGAAAGUCAACUUGCUGUGGAACAAGGCAAAGAAGAGGGUUUCUGGACAAGACCUUGCAGACCUUUAUGCUGACCUAAAGGUCCAUGAUAAAUAUGAAGCGAAUCUAAAGAAAGUUCGGUCUGAAAAUAAAGAUGAAGAUGGAACAAUAGAAGAGAAAGUUCUUACAAACUACAAACGCAUUAUGACACGCUAUUUACCAGACAGUCUGCCAGCUGAGAGCAGGGAGACAAAUGAAAUCCCUUUGUAUGACGACUUUUAUGAACCGGAAAAAGAAGUUUUUUUCCAGGAUUCCAAGCUGCAGAACAUGUGGGUGAGGGCUCAGCAAGCAGGUUUCUCAGAGGAAGAUCUGAAUACUUUGAAGGUAGAAUUUGAGCACCAACAAAUGAAGAUUCAUGAAUUUGAAUUCGUCCAUCGGGAACUUUAUAACAAUGCUGGUACAGAGGACAAUACUGUUGACGUUAGUCAAAUGAAACUCAACCUGUCCCCUGACGAGGUGAACAUGAAAGUUGAGGAACUAAAGAAUACCAAGACCAACGUCAAGGAAGGUUUCAUGAAAUUGGAAAAGUUGGCUUCUUCUCUGCCUAGUUCAGAGCCAGCUUUUCAGGACUCUAGAGUUCAGGCUCUUUGGUCCAUGGCCAAGAAAACAAACUGGACUUCUGAAGAGUUGAGCAGCUUCCAGGAGGAGUUGCACCAUUUUGAAACUCGAGUUAGCAAACACAGGUAUUAUGUGAAUGAGCUGAAGUAUGCAAAGGAAGCAGUGGAAGCUGGGGAAGGAGAGGAGUCGAUUGAGAAACACGAGUUCUUGACGGAGAAAGCAAGCGUGAUGAAGAAGACGAUUGGGAAGAUUCACAGCGGUUUGAAGGAGAGAGUGGAAGAAGCUCUUGAGCAUAUUGAGCUUUAAAACACCCCUUGUUGCUACCACAGUACAGAAGUGAUAUGAAAGACUUAUUUUCUUUUACUAUAUCCUGCCUUGCAAAACCAAUAGCCUUUACUUGUAAAUUUCAUUUACCUCAUAAUUGUAUUGCUAAUGCCACUAAGAUAUUACAAACGUUCCGCACUGUCAUUUAGUGUCCAAUUUUUGGCGUGAGUUUUAUUACACAUUCACAUCUAGCACAGGUAGCGUGAUUAUUUACUUAUUGUCCUGUGUUUUGUAGAGACACAUUUUUUCCACUCUGAUAAAAAUCUCAAAGGGCUACAUUUCCCAUCAUGACUGAGCAGCUUGCACACUCUGUGGUACAUUGCAGACAUUUGACCUCUGGAAAGUGGAAUUUCACAGCUUCUCGUGCCUUUAUGUAGUACGUAAAUUGGCCAGAAACGGAAAUGUGUAGCCAAGAUGUCUGUUUCAGAUAUUAUUAUAGAAAAUGUGCUAAAAAUUGUUUUGUUUCUUUUUCUCUUCCCCUAAUUUAGGAUCCAUAUAUCGGUCCAAAAGCAAAUGCAGAUAUUUUCUUUUAGUCAAGCAGAUAUAAUGUUUAGAAUAAUUCACUUAUUAAUCGAUUGAAAAAAAUCAGCUAAGAUAGUGAAUUUGAAAUUUUGUAAAGUAUGCCUCUUUCCUAUUUUUGAGGAAUUCAGGAAAUAUCACAUAUUAAUUCCCCGAUUUGCGCCAUGCCAAAAUAGCUUGUUUCCUUCAUUGUCCACUUUAAGUCAAAUUUAAAACUUUGAGCUUUUGAUUUCUUUUUUUAUCUUUAUUUUUUCCUCAGGUGCCAUUCUUAGCAAAUGACUCCAUGCCGUUAGUAAAAUAAGAUGAGUUUUUAUUCGGGGGGGGGGGUAUGUAAUUUGGUUUUCUGGGGUUUUUUCAUUGAAGACUGGCUUAUAAUCCACAAUCAUUUGCCUAGUUUUCUGACUAAGCUGAAGAAUUUUUUUGGGGAUGUAGAUAGUGAUGUGUUGUGAGCGCCGUAAAACCUUACUAAAACAAUGAUGUUUUGUUAUGGUGAACCUGUCUCAAGUUCACUUGAAAUGCUUUAAGUAUUUUUGUCUAUUCUUUCUCGCCCAAGAUUAGAACUGAUGUUUUAGAUUUUUAUCUGUGAAACUACCCAUGUAUCUCCCCAUGUCUAGUCAGUAUUUAUUAUCAACUUUUUUUACAUCUUACUUACCUCCUGUUUUACAGAAUUGUCAUUAACAUAAUGAUGUUUGUCAUAAACAUAAUGAUGUUGGGUUUUUUUAAAUGUUCAUCGAAGAAUUUGGAAAAUAUGAGCAGUGGUUGUGUCUGUGUUGCAAUGAAUAUGUUAAUAUCAACUUGAAAAUGUACAUGUUGUUCCAUGAGGCACAUUGUGAAGGUUGGAAAUUGGGCUGCCGUUCAUUUUUACGGACAAAUAUGUGUCUGACGUAGUGCCAGUGAUAGCAAGGCAGCUUUUAGGUUUUUACCUGAAGGCAAAAGUCAGUAUGCAAUUUGAUCGAUAGUAAGAACAGGUUUGAACAGCUCCAUAGGGAAUUUGUAUAUUACUAUAUCACUAGACUACUGAUAUUACUGGAGUUCUACACUACUAGGCACAAUGUAGGUCACUUCAUUAGUGGAGUUCUAAAUUCUCCCAUCAGGAUAUUAGAAUACAAAAAACAUUUCUGGAAAGUCAAGAAAAAUAAUUUAGGAUUUACUCAGAGAUGUAGAGAUCGAAAUUCCGUCUUGUGGAACGAGUUAACAUUAAUUGCCUACCUGUCUGCAGUGACCAGCAUGGAAUGUGCAAGUAUCUUUUGAGUUGUUAAGUGCCAUGCUGAAAAUAAAUCACUUGGGGCUUUCCAAUAAAGUUUUUGUAAUAGUUUUGCCUUUGAGAUAUACAUAGUGAACCUUGUAUUUGUACUACCAGUUUCGUCUUGUGUUGUAUUUUUAUACUGCUUUUAAUUCUUAUAACAUGAAAGUAAUAGCUAUUGUGAUUGUGAGCCCCCAUUUUGUGGUUAUUUUUUUAGUUUAUGGAACACCAAAAGAAAUUAUGAUGUAUUUAUUGUGGAAGUAAUACUUUUUCUUCCCUGACAACUUACUUUAUGAGCAUUAUCAAAUUCUGUGGUUUAUGUACCUAUACACAAUGUGAUUUUAUUGUAAAUUAAUUCAGCAAACUCUAUUUCUGUGUAUCUAAACAGAAUUCCAAGUUUUCUAAAAAUUCAUCUCUGCCUCAAUGCAAAAUUUCAUUGUAUGAUAAACAAAUAUUUUCCCCUGUAAUAAAAUCUCAAUUCUUCCCUCACUCCUAUAAUAUUUUACAUUCCAUGGAUCUGUCUUUUACUUUAUGAACUUGGUGUGUUUGAAAUUUUAACCUCAAAAGUUCAUACGAUUCUAGCAUUUUGCUUGACUCAUUUUCAGUUGUAGGAAACCAGUUCUUUUGUAAACAGCUGAUGCUUUAUGUCCAGGCUCCACUUUGAGAUUCUCAAUUACUCAAGCAUCAUAAAGAUGUAAAUAUUUUUGUCUCAUUCCCUGUAAUAAUUUUCAAAGUUGUCUUUGACACAUUUGAAUCCAAGAGUUUUUCGUCAGAAUGUUUGUGACCGCCAGUAACAUUUUGUUGAAAUGGAUUUUUUUGGUAUUGUUAUAUUACCACUCAUGAAAAAACAGCCUAAAAAAGUUAUUUGUCUACUUGUCGUUGAAAGUGACCUAUAUCAGCUGAUAUCAAAUUUUGCGUGAUGUCAACAAUUUUUUAAUUAUUAAAUAACACUUUAGUGCCUAGGUUUUUGGGGUUAUUUUAAUGAAACAGUUCGCACAAAAGUAAACUGACACUAAAGUAGGACAAGUUUUUCUCUUGAUUUUUUAUGCCAUAAUCUCAGUUGAAUUAUCUGCAGUUUUUCCUGUGUAACUUUAACUUUAAUGUUUACAAGUACAAGGUAUUCUUUUAGCAUAGUAUUUACCUUAAAAAUGAAUGUUAUUGUUAUCACUUUGCUCUGUAUUCAGAAAUGGAAAUAAAAAGAUUUAUGCCUGUAAUUAUAUUGUACGCUGUUUUGACAGCUUUGAGUUGUUUGGAAUCAUAUGAAUAAACUUGGCGUCGAAAUAAAAAUAGAUUGGAAUGAUA
Messenger RNA from Aplysia californica (California sea hare), 4275 nucleotides. RefSeq names its product alpha-2-macroglobulin receptor-associated protein. The transcript is spliced from 7 exons. Gene Ontology annotation, biological process: regulation of receptor-mediated endocytosis. Gene Ontology annotation, cellular component: endomembrane system; endoplasmic reticulum. Gene Ontology annotation, molecular function: receptor antagonist activity; low-density lipoprotein particle receptor binding; heparin binding. The coding region runs from base 150 to 1193 and encodes 347 amino acids. The record is from RefSeq and is a predicted model, not a curated record. Lineage: Eukaryota; Metazoa; Mollusca; Gastropoda; Aplysiida; Aplysiidae.